Messenger RNA from Aspergillus japonicus CBS 114.51, 200 nucleotides. RefSeq names its product YqaE/Pmp3 family membrane protein. The coding region runs from base 20 to 193 and encodes 57 amino acids. The record is from RefSeq and is a predicted model, not a curated record. The transcript has 3 exons. Gene Ontology annotation, cellular component: membrane. Lineage: Eukaryota; Fungi; Ascomycota; Eurotiomycetes; Eurotiales; Aspergillaceae.
CUCCACCCUCCCAUUCGUCAUGCCUUUCACUGCUUCUGACGUCUGCAAGAUCAUCUUUGCGAUCAUCCUGCCUCCUCUGGGAGUUUUCCUCGAGCGCGGAUGCGGUGCUGAUCUGCUGAUCAACAUCUGUUUGACAAUCCUGGGUUGGAUCCCUGGUAUCAUCCACGCGCUUUACAUCAUUUUUAAAUACUAGACCGCCU